AUGUCCGCACCAUCGGAAUCCGCUGCUUCGGCGGAGAAUUCAACCAACCCACCUGCAACCCAGGCUGGCGGUCAGGAACCGACUCCAGCCCAGACCUCCCCAAUUCAGCCCUCGACCGAACCAACGACUAACGGCAAAGAUGUCGAGCUCGACCUGCCAACCUCCGCUGCCGACGGCCUCAUCCAAAAGCCCUUCCCCCGACCUCUCGAGACCGCGAAACCAGAACCCCUCGCCGAGCUCAAUGAGAAAGACAAAGCAAAAUGCGAUGAAGUCCUGAAGGCCGUUUCGGAGUGGACUACCGUGCCUACCACGUCUGCCGCCAAUGCCCCCGCAGAACCGAUCACCGACGAGGAGCGCAUGUUCCUGACUCGGGAGUGCCUGCUUCGAUACUUGCGAGCGACCAAGUGGAAUGUUCAGGAGGCCGUGGCUCGACUCCAACGGACCCUGACGUGGCGCCGCGAGUAUGGCGUGCAGGGACUGACACCGGAACAUAUCUCGGUCGAAAACGAGACGGGAAAGCAAGUCCUUCUGGGAUACGACAUCCACGGGCGGCCGUGUCUGUAUCUUCUGCCGUCCAACCAGAACACGGAGAAAAGUGAUCGCCAAAUCCAGCACCUCGUGUUCAUGCUGGAGCGAGUUAUUGAUCUUAUGCCCCCUGACCAGGAGACUCUGGCGUUACUCAUCAACUUCAGCGACACCAAAUCUGGACAGAAUGCCAGCAUCGGACAGGCUAAGCAGUCUCUCAACAUUUUGCAGAACCACUAUCCGGAGAGACUAGGUCGGGCCUUGGUCAUUAAUAUGCCAUUCAUGAUCAUGGGAUUCUUCAAGUUGAUCACCCCAUUCAUCGACCCCAACACCCGGCCAAAGCUCAAGUUCAACGAAGAUCUGCGACAGCAUGUGCCCCAAGGACAGCUGAUGAAAUCCAUGGGAGGUGAUGUCGAGUUCCGAUAUGACCAUGCCAAGUACUGGCCUGCUUUGAUCCAAUUGACCGAGCAGCGGAGAGCCGCAUAUCACGAGCGGUGGGUUCAGGGUGGCAAGCGCAUCGGUGAACAUGAGCACUAUCUCAAGACCGGCACCAGCCCCAGCCUUGCCCAGAGCCAGGCUAACUGA
Molecule: messenger RNA, 1110 nt
Organism: Aspergillus affinis
Lineage: Eukaryota; Fungi; Ascomycota; Eurotiomycetes; Eurotiales; Aspergillaceae
Product: CRAL/TRIO domain protein
Exons: 2
Coding region: 1-1110 (369 amino acids)
Molecular function (GO): phosphatidylinositol transfer activity
Source: RefSeq, a predicted model, not a curated record